Microthlaspi erraticum is the source of this 1380-nucleotide messenger RNA. The record is from the annotation of a GenBank genome assembly. NCBI's taxonomy places the organism in Eukaryota, Viridiplantae, Streptophyta, Magnoliopsida, Brassicales, Brassicaceae.
AUGAUGACUAAGAGAGGAAAAUCGACAGGGUCGUCGAGUCAGAGGUUGAAAGAAUUAAACAGGAUAAGCGAACUACCAGAUCCAUUGAUAUGUCAGAUACUUUCUCAUCUCUCCACAAAGGAAGCUGUUAGCACAAGCGUUUUGUCAACGAGAUGGAGGAGUCUCUGGCUUUGUGUUCCUGCAUUGGAAUUGGGACAUUGGAACCUUUCAGAUUUCAGUGCCUUUGUGAGUUUUUGUGACAGGUUUUUCGACUCCAGCAGGGUUUCAUGCAUACACAGAGUCAAGUUAAAUAUCGCUGAAAAUGAAGAUGAAGCUAAUCCCUCGCAUCUCAAGUCAUGGAUUAAUGCUGCAGUUAAGCGGAAGAUCCAACGUCUUAAUGUUCUCUGUCCUCCUGAGUCCUCGUAUGUGAUGCCCGGAAGUCUUUACAAGUGUGAGACACUGGUCUCCUUAAAACUCCAGUAUUUGGAGGUGAACUUCGUCGGUGUCGAGUUUGUUUCCUUGCCUUGCCUGAAGACUCUGCAUCUAAAAUAUGUUCGGUAUAAUCGCAACGAUGCCAACUUUGAGAGACUUGUCUCCUGCUGUCCUGUCUUGGAAGAGUUGGAGGUUCUCGAAUGUGAUUGGCUCAGGGCAAUAGUCUACCGGGUGGUGUCUAGGUCAUUGAAAAAGCUCACAGUACAUAUACACGAAGAUGAACCGGAAUCCGAAUUCCGUUCAGGGUUUGUUGUUGAUGCUCCUCGGCUAAGGUUUCUGAGCAUCAACGAUAACUUAUCAGAUAGCUUUGUGAUAAAGAAUAUGGAUUCUGAUUCCAAGGUAGAUCUCUCUCUCCCCUUUGGUUUGAUCGUUUUCGAUGAAGCGAGCGUCUCAUCGAGAAGAAGUAGCGUCGGUGGUUUUCUCUCCGGGAUUUCCAAGGUCAGAGAUAUGACAAUAUGUAAAGACACUUUCAAGCUCAUCUGUAAAUACUCGAGACUAGAACCGCUGCCUCAGUUUGGUCACCUGUCCCACCUACGUGUGACUCUCUAUGUGUCUCAGAUGAAAUGGUUACCAACAUUUCUUGAAAGAUGCCCAAACUUGAAAUCACUCGUCUUGGUGUGGGAUGGUAACUCUGAGAGGAUGUGUGAGGAUGAUUGGCUUAACCCUAGAAUCAGAUUUUCCUCGGUGCCGGAGUGUUUGUUAUCGUCGCUUGAGUUUGUUGAAUUCAAAACGAGCAUCACGGGACAUGCUCCGGAAAUUACCUUGGUAAGCUACUUCCUAGAGAACUCCACAAUCCUCAAGAAACUGACGCUGCGUUUGGAUUAUUAUUACGCAAAUGAAAAGGACUUCUUCACGGUACUCCGGGUAAUCCCAAAACGCUCCAUCACUUGUCAAGUCGUCGUGCUUUGA